UUAAAGUCAAGAAGAAGAAGCAGCAGCAACAGAAGAAGAAGAAGAAGCAAGUGCAUAGUGGCGGUUUGGCCACCUGUGUUAUGCCUCCUGUCUGCUAUUUCUUUUUGAAAUGUCCUCUAUCGUAACCUUGCGGGGGAACAUUAUCUGAGGGGGGAGAAAAAAAGGGAAGAAUAUCAACCCGAACCUCGGCAGAGCCGCCAUGUUCCAAGCCAAGCUGGCCCCCCGGUUGGCCCUGGAGGCCCUGCGGAGGACUCGUCACGGAGCUCCUCACCACUGCCGUCGCUCCCUGUCCGGCCUCUUCCUCCUCGCAGAAGGACGGAGGACGGGAGACGCGAGUCUCCGCUCAGAUCCCAGUGCGUCGGCGGGAGGCCCGCGCGGCCACAGGGUUUCCCGGCCGUCACUCGGGCCGCGCGGAACACGGUCGAUCAGUUUGUCGGCUGCCACGGUUGUGAACUCGGCACCCGCUCCGGUCCAGCCGUACCUCCGGCUGAUGAGGCUGGACAAACCCAUUGGGACAUGGCUGCUCUACCUACCGUCUACAUGGAGCAUCGCCCUGGCUGCCGACCCCGGGUGCCUCCCACAUCUGGACGUGCUCACACUGUUCGGUGUCGGUGCGCUGCUGAUGAGAGGAGCGGGCUGCACCAUCAACGACAUGUGGGAUAAAGACUUUGAUAGAAAGGUGAGCAGGACGGCAUCCCGCCCCAUUGCUUCAGGACAGAUUUCUCAGAUGCAGGCACUGGUCUUCUUAGGAGGGCAGCUUUCACUGGCACUCGGGGUUCUCUUGUGCCUCAACUAUUACAGCAUAGCUUUGGGUGCUGCGUCGUUAUGUCUCGUCGUCUCCUACCCGCUGAUGAAGAGGAUCACCUAUUGGCCGCAGUUUGUGUUGGGCCUCACUUUCAACUGGGGAGCUCUGCUCGGCUGGUCCGCUGUCAAGGGCUUCUGCGAUUGGUCCGUGUGCCUCCCCCUGUAUUUCUCCGGAGUGAUGUGGACGCUGAUAUACGACACCAUCUACGCCCAUCAGGAUAAGGACGACGACAUCAAGAUCGGAGUCAAAUCCACUGCACUGAGGUUCAGUGAGCAGACCAAACCGUGGCUGAGCGGCUUCGCGGUGGCCAUGCUGUCGGGGCUGGUUGCGGCCGGAGUGAACGCUGAACAGACUCUCCCGUACUACGCGGUGCUGUCCGCUGUGGCCACGCACCUAACGCACCAGAUUUACACGUUGGACAUCAACAAACCGGAGGACUGCUGGAAGAAGUUUUCCUCAAACAGAAACCUCGGACUGUUGUUACUUUUGGGGAUUGUUGCUGGGAACUUGUGGAAGGAAAGGAGAGAGACUUUGCAGCCAAACGAGGAAGCAGUCAGAUAAGUGUGAUUGCCGGAAACAAAUCUUAAUUUAGUGAAAUCGUGAAUCACAUGCUACAAUGUUGCAUAAUAUAUACAUUUUUUUAAUUCUGAACAAAACCCCAUGAGACGGCAACAAGAUGUACCAUAAACUGCAAUUAGAACGUUUUAAUUGGAUUUCUUUGUCCAUUUUUAUUUUCAGAUUAUAUUGUUGACCGCAGUGGCUGCACAAAUACACACACACACACAUCAUCAACAUUUAGUCACAAUAAACAUGCAUAAGUGGGGAAAUUGUGUGUUUUUAGUUCCAAGCUGCAUUAAGCAGAUUCUACCACCAGGGAGCCGACCAAUGACCUCAGUAAACUUUCAUUUACGGGUGGUUUGGUUUCAUUUUGUCCCCCAACUGUUGAAAAUAACUGUCUUCAUGAGUCACUCGUUUACUGCAGGCCAACCUUUUUUGUUAUGGCUCUUAUCCUGCCUGAGCUUGUUUAAUGAAAUCUGAUCCGGGAGCCUGUUUUUAUAUGAAAGUUGUUUCUAGAUGAAUCACACAAACCUGCAGUACACGGAAAAGGCUUCGUACUGCACAGACCCACACGAUCUACCGUCAUUCAUUUCAGUGUACAAUUAUCCAUGAAUACUUGCCUUAACCUUUCCCAAUUCAGUAAACACAACAAAUAACAAUGAACACAAAAGUCAACACAAUGUCUGGAUUACAUUACUAAACUGUGUUGUGUUUCAAUAAGAUAAGGAGCAGAAGUAUGUUAAAAAGGGGAACCAGGCCGACGUACGUUGUAGACAAAAGUCUCAAACCAGACACGCUUCUCAAUUCUACCGCCGUAACAAUACAAGCCACAUUCAUUUGAGUGUUGAUCCAGCUUAAACACGCGUACACUUUCCUCCACGCCGGCGAGAGUUUGGGCUGCAGGAGGCCGUGUGCGUGACGGUCGGCUGUCACCGUUGCCGCCCAGGUCAACAUUCCCACCAAGUGCCCUAAAUGACAGCCGUGCCACCACAGCGAGAAACUGAACGUCGCCAGCAACGGGAAGCGCUUGCACCUCGCGUACACCAGCCUGCGCAGCCAGGAGGCUGUGGUGGCGUUCCAUCGGCGGGCGAACUGCGACAUGCGGCUGGACGCCUCCACGCUCCAGAAGUCUCCGUCGGACAGCCCGCUCCAGCCGGGGGGGUCCCCCGGGCAACGUGGCCAGAAGCCCAGCCCGGCGGCGUUGUUGAGGCAUUCGCUGCACCUCCAGUGAGAAUAAUACUGGAUCCUCAGCACCGCUCCCAGAGCCAAAACCCACGCCGCCCCACAGAGGGGGCCCGAGGCGGAGGGAUCGCACGCGUUCAGGAGGUGGACGAGCAGGCAUCUCACCAGCUCCAUCGGCAACACCUGCGUCAGCUUCAAGAAGACCGCGCGCAGAGGUUCGGGCGGAGGGUCGGCGCUGAUCCCCGUCAUCAGGGACACGAAGCGGCCGUAGGGGCACAAGGGGCCCCCGAGCAGGGUGGUGAAGUUGAGGAUGUAGCUGACGAGCGGGAGAAGCGCCGCGCGGGCCUCCUGUUGGGGCGCAGCGGCGGCCGGCGGCCGAACGCGCCUCUCCUGAAGGUCCAUGGACAGCGAGGUGAUUCUCUGAGUGAGCAGCAUCAGAGAGGACACCGCCAAGAACAGUCUGGGAGAGGAGGAGGAAGAGGAAGAAGAACUGGGCUGAGAAUGUAUCCUCCUAAUACAUUAAUGUAUUUUGAUGCUGGAUUUCCGUUGACGUACUGAAGAGCUGAUUGCAGAUUAGUACCUGAGGCUGACGGGCUCCUGCAGGUAGUAUUCUCUGUACUGGAUGAGCAGAUGCCAGAAGGUUUGCCACAACAUCUGGAUCCCAAACACCCAGGCGUGGACGCGGCCGGCGUCCACAGAGACCACCAGCAGGACAAAGACCAGGGCGGAGGCGAAGAGAAGCGAGCUGUAGACGCCCAUAGUGACGACCGCCAGGACGCAUCCUCCAGCAGAAACAAACAGGUACCUGCCGACAAACAGCCGCCACGUCGGAAUUUGUUUAUAUCACCUUAACUUGAAGACAAUUGUUUCUUUUGGCUGUUAUAGUCAGAGAGGUUGAGCUUAUAUUUACUUCAAUUGUGAGAAAAAAAUGUUUUUAUGCAAUGUUGUACUUCCUAUUAUUAUCCUGCCGUUGAUUUACGUUGUUGAUCCUUUUUGCUAUUUUUGGAUUUCAUUUGCAAAUCCAAUGCACAAACCUAACUUUUAAAUCCAAAUAUUUGUACAUAAUAAAGCUUGGAGGCUCAUUAACAUAACAAUAUCUGGCUGUAUUGCUUUUUAAAUAAAUCAUGUGCUACAAA
This is a messenger RNA of Gasterosteus aculeatus aculeatus (three-spined stickleback), 3681 nucleotides long. It is a transcript of the gene coq2, whose product is annotated as coenzyme Q2 4-hydroxybenzoate polyprenyltransferase. Gene Ontology annotation, biological process: ubiquinone biosynthetic process. Gene Ontology annotation, molecular function: 4-hydroxybenzoate polyprenyltransferase activity. NCBI's taxonomy places the organism in Eukaryota, Metazoa, Chordata, Actinopteri, Perciformes, Gasterosteidae. Gene Ontology annotation, cellular component: mitochondrial inner membrane. The record is from RefSeq and is a predicted model, not a curated record.